CCUUGGCAUGUUUAAACCCUACGCAAAUUGAGAGAGAGAUAGAGAGAGAGAGAGAGAGAGAGGAGUCAGGAGUCUGACGAGAAUGAUUCGGAGCCGUCCUAUACCAGCCGUCGCAAGGCUGAUGAGACAUUUUUGCAGGGUUUCCGAGACGGAGACCGAGAGAAAACCGGAGCGACUGUACCGGAGACUAUCGGCCUUGGGAGCCACCGGAGGGAGCGUCUCAGAGACUUUAAAACAGUACCUCAGGGAAGGCAAUACCGUUUAUAAAUACAAUCUCCAGAGAUGCAUUAAGGCGCUCCGCAAGUACCGCAGGUUCCAGCACGCCCUCGAGAUAAUGGAAUGGAUGGAGGCCGAGGGAUUCAAAUACUACUCUACAGACCAUGCAUUGCGUUUAGAUCUUAUAUCGAAGACAAAAGGUAUCCCUGCAGCGGAGGAAUACUUCAGUGGUCUUCCGCCGACUGUGAAAAACCGAAUAACUUAUGGAGCCCUUCUGAGCUGCUAUUGCAAGGAAGUGAUGGAAGACAUGGCAUUAACUCUCUUUAAGGAGAUGGAUGCGUUGAACUUUGUUUCAUCUGAUUUGGCUUUUAACAAUCUUAUGUCUCUAUAUAUGAGAACAAACCAACCAGAGAAAGUGCCUCCCCUAGUACAAGAAAUGAAGCGGAGGAGUAUUCCACUGAGCACAUUUACUCGUAAUGUAUGGAUGAAUAGUUAUGCGUUGUUGAAUGAUAUUGAUGGGGUAGAAAGAGUUCUGAAGGAAGACGAAAGCAAAUGCGACUGGACAACAUAUAGUAAUUUGGCUGCAAUCUAUGUCAAGGCUGGCCUUUUUGAGAAAGCUCAGUUAGCUCUUAAAAAGCUGGAGGAAAAUAUGAAACCCCCAAAGCGUGAGGCUUACCAUUUUCUGAUUAGCUUGUAUGCGGGUACUAAUAAUUUAGGUGAGGUACAUCGGGUAUGGAAGUCCCUAAAGUCGGUUCUUCAGACAACUAACAAUAUGAGCAAUCUGGUUAUGCUCCAAGCUCUUCGCAAACUAAAAGAUGUUGAUGGCUUGACAAAAUGCUAUAAAGCGUGGGAGUCUAGUUGCUUCAGUUAUGAUGUAAGGUUAGCAAAUGUUGUUAUAAGUGCUUACCUAAGUCAGGACAUGUUCAAAGAAGCAACAUUGGUCUUUGACGAUGCCAUGAAGAGGUGUAAAGGACCUUUCUUUUUAGCUCGGGAAAUGUUCAUGGUUUACUUCUUGAAGAUCCGUCAGGUGGAUUUGGCUCGUAGUUAUCUGGAAGCAGCUGUUUCUGAAGUCAAGCACAAUGAAUGGCGUCCAGCCCCGGCAACAGCCUGUGCAUUUUUAAAGUAUUUUGAGGGAGAGAAAGAUGUAGAUGGAGCUGAAGAGUUUUGCACGACUCUGAAGACUUUUAAGUGUCUCACCUCUAACAUCUACCAUUUGUUGCUUAAGACUUACAUAGCUGCUGGUAAACAGGCUCCCGAGAUGCGUCGCCGGUUGAAGGAAGAUCACAUAGAAAUAAGCAGUGACUCUGGCUUAGAAAACUUGCUUGAACAGGUUUGCCCUGAAUAGCCUUUAGUCCCUCUGAUCAAAUAUGGAGACUUCUCCCUCUUACUUCUAAUUGACAAAUGGUCCAUUUGUUAUUCAAGUGACGAUCACUUUACAGAGGAAGAAUUUCAUUUGUUAAUGCUAUGAGCGAUGACAUAUAAAACUGUUAGUUGUCUUAUUGUUUUACUGUUACAAGAGGAAGAAGUGAUUGCCAUUA
Molecule: messenger RNA, 1754 nt
Organism: Juglans microcarpa x Juglans regia
Lineage: Eukaryota; Viridiplantae; Streptophyta; Magnoliopsida; Fagales; Juglandaceae
Product: pentatricopeptide repeat-containing protein At1g02370, mitochondrial-like
Exons: 2
Coding region: 83-1561 (492 amino acids)
Cellular component (GO): mitochondrion
Molecular function (GO): protein binding
Source: RefSeq, a predicted model, not a curated record